UACUUGGUUACCUCGCAAACGACUCGGUCGCCGCUCCUUCUCUUCCCAAUCUCUGCCCAGGACCCGCGCGCGCCAUGCAGCUGAGUCGCCCCGCCGGCCUGUGCGCCGCAAUCCUGCUGCUGCUCUUCGCCGUUGCCGUGACUGCAGAGUCGGUGAGAGAAACAGAGACGAUGGACCCACAGCUCUUUCCUGAGGAAUUUGCAUCUGGUGACUUGCCAGAUGAUGAAGACUCAAGGCCAGACUUUACGAUUGAUCAAGAAAGUGACAUUGAAUCGUCAGGUUCAGGAGAUGAUGCAGAUCUGGAGGUUGCGUCUUCAGUCCCUGCCCAUCCAGAUGACAAUUCUAUCCCUGAGAUCAAGAAAGACAGCAAGGAUAACGGUGACCCACAUAUGGUAGACAAUGAGAUCAUCGUUCCCAACAAAGCUGUGCCUCCCGAAGGAGAAGACGUGUCCAACAAGAUAUCAAUGGCCAGCACAGCCACCGGCAGCAUCUUUGAGAGAACAGAAGUCCUUGCAGCUCUUAUUGCAGGUGGGGCAGUCGGGUUGUUGUUUGCCAUCUUCCUGGUCCUCCUCCUGGUCUACCGCAUGAAGAAAAAGGAUGAGGGUAGUUACGACCUUGGCAAGAAACCAAUCUACAAGAAAGCGCCUACAAAUGAAUUCUACGCCUAAGGCUUGCCAACGCCACAUACCCACUUGGGAGACAGAGACAGACUUUGUAAAAAGCUUUUGGACUGCAGACAAGAAGCUCUGAACAAAUGCCUCUCCUUGGAUCUAAUGUCAAAGCGAUUUUUUUAAAAAAAAAUCUGUUUUGUGGCCCUUUCCAUCCCACUAACUAAUGAGGACACAAAGCGAAAAAGGCAGUGUAUAAAAGAGAACCCCAAUGGGGCGGGGGUGGGGCAGCAGUACAUGUGUAUUCUUAAAAUGCAAAACAAAUUUGCCAAAUUUUUAUAUUUGGUUGACUGGAGGUUAAACGUAGAAAGCAGACAGUAUGAAACCAGUUUCACCUGAUUGCUGUUCUCCAACUGUCCUUGCUUGGUAAAAGGUAUCAAUUCAGUUCAACUAGUUAAAAAAAUACUGUCUUGCAUCGGGGCCCGUUGCGCAAGGCAUUUGUGUAAAGGAUUUAUUUAUGCCGUCUCCUACACUACAGAGUAACUGGCCUGAUAUAGUGCAGAGUUGAACAUCUCUACAUAACAUCAGGAUUUAAUUGGAAGGAAUGGCUACAUGGGAGGAAGCAAAGCUCUUCUUGGCCGGGGAGCAGGCUUUGGUAGCUACAAAAGCAGCACAUUCUUUGGCUGGCUGGGUAGGCGAGGCAAAUCUUAACCCAAUUUAGCUGAAGAACUUUUUUUUAAUGGAGGGUUUCUUAAAAAAAAACUUUUAAAAUAAUAGCUUGCUUAUAAAAGUUUGUAGAAAAUAUUCGUAAAUAAAAUGCUUUUUUUGUAAUUUUCAUAAGACUUGAUUUUUGAUCCCUUAUUUCUUCUGGCUGAAGACAUCUCUAGAUGCCUAUAGCGCAUUUUAUAUCAGUCAUUGCCAGAAUUGAAGCAGCAAUUGCAGUUUGUUAACAGGUUUCUAAGCGCCAAUCAUUGGUUGCUCUAGGCAGUUGAGAAGAAAAUAUUUAUAUUUUUCCCAGAAUAAAAGCAAAGAUAUGUGUGUUGAUUUUUUUUAUAGAACUAUUUAUAGUUUCUAAGAUGGCUGCUCCAUUUUUGGUAACGUCUUUUUUUUAUAUGUAAAACACUAAUAUAAUGAAACUCUUAAUGAUUGUGAAAAUAUUUAAGCUUUAUUCUGUGUAUUAUACUCAGACAGCAAUAACCUCUGCUAGAAUUAAUGUUUAUACGCAAAAUCAGAUUUUCUUUGAACUUGACUAAAAUAAUUGGGGGGGUCAUUUUUAAGCUUUGUAAUAUAUGAUCAGUGCUAUAGAACUAUAUUUUUUCAGUAAAAAGUGCGCCAUUUUUAUAAAAGUAAAUACCGGAAUGGGUUGUGUGCAUCUUUCCUGCAUGGGGAAUGGGUCUUCUAACUCUGAUCUGUAAACUUCCUCCAAUGUCUUCCCAUUCUGAAUGUAGUCAUCACAUCACAUAUGUUAAUUAAGGCCAAUUAAUGCCCGUUGAGCAGUUCCACCAGAGGGGGCUUGGGGGUGGGAUCUAGAGCUUGCACUUGUGUCUGCCCCCUGGACAGGAUGAACUCCCUGUUGGCAGUUUGGGUACAGCUGGACCACAUGAUGUGGUUAUUGCCUCUCACCUGUAGAUGCAUCUGAGCCAGCUGAAGGCGUGGUGGCGAGAAAAUCUUGGAGGCACCUGGUUCUUAAGCAUUAAUGGAGAAAAAAAGACUUAAUCCUGUAUUGAGCGUCUUGUUUUACUUUUAGAAUUAGUUGUGGCCAUUGGUUUCUCUCUCCCCACCUGCAAAUGUUGCUGACUGUACUUGUGCACAUUGAAGAGAAUCUUGAUUCCUCCUCUCUGUGGCUGGGGCAAGUUCACAUUGCAUCCAUAGCUUCAAUUUACUUGCUUUUGCCAGAGCAGUAAGGAAACCUUUGAAUGGCAUGCCUUUGCUAUGCAGGGGUCAGCUGGUUUCUGCUGCACCAGAGAGGGUUUAAUGUUCUAGAGCGGGUUGCUGGGAGGAUGUAGCUCAGUGCUUUCGCAAUGUCCUUUGCGUUGGUUGCAUCACGGCACCUGCUGUGUCAGCUCAGUGACUCACAGAAUCAUGUUGUGUACGUGAUGGUAUCCCAGCAAAUAUUAGUCACUUCCAGCACUCAUUUUGAGGGCCCAACUUGACUCGGUUGAAUCAUUUUAUGUCCUCAUCAACUUAUUUUUAAAAGUGGAAUUGCCAUACAACAGGAGGUAUGAAUUUACCACGCCUUGCAUUGCACAUAAUCUUUAAUUUCUCUUAUAGUACCCCUAAUGCCAGCAGUAGCUUUUAAAACUGGAGUUUGUGGCUUCUUGGCUCUUGCCAAUAUUACUCUGGAAACAUGCUCUUUUCAGUCUUGGUGGGGUUGUACCAUGACUUUGUUUUUGCAAACCACCUAGGAUGAAUGGGGUGAAGAAUAAAAAGUUGUGUGAAGGAACCUGCUUCGGCAUAAGCAUAGCUCUUGGAAACUUAACUUCUGGAACAGUUCAGCUAUUUGGUGGAGGAAUAAUAUAUUGAACGCUUUUCUGUAGCUGUUACUUGGAAAACACAAAUCCCGCAUCUGCCACCGGUUGCUCAGAUGAGAUUUCUUGUAUAUUUGCUUUUUGUUUUCACGGUCACUGAUUUGAUAAAAUAAACUGGUACUUUCUAAAA
This is a messenger RNA of Sphaerodactylus townsendi, 3266 nucleotides long. It is a transcript of the gene SDC4, whose product is annotated as syndecan 4. NCBI's taxonomy places the organism in Eukaryota, Metazoa, Chordata, Lepidosauria, Squamata, Sphaerodactylidae. The record is from RefSeq and is a predicted model, not a curated record. Gene Ontology annotation, biological process: cell migration. The transcript has 5 exons. Bases 75 to 668 code for a protein of 197 amino acids. Gene Ontology annotation, cellular component: cell surface; membrane.